Messenger RNA from Seminavis robusta, 1297 nucleotides. The record is from the annotation of a GenBank genome assembly. Lineage: Eukaryota; Bacillariophyta; Bacillariophyceae; Naviculales; Naviculaceae.
GCGCGACCCACAGCAACCAGAGCACCAGCAACACCGCAGCUUCUUCACUCCACACCCCACCCCCAAGCAACUAUAACCAGCCAGGAACAGCCACAGAAGAGCGAGAGCCAUAAAAAGUUUGUUGUACCGGUAGUUUUAAAAGAUCAAGAUGAUGGAAGAGCAAAGACAACAAGAGGGAUUGGCAGAAGAGGGCAGAAGAGAUGAAGCAAGGGGGGAGGAAGAGCCGCAAGAAGAGCCCUCUCCUCCUUUCGCGCCUCUGUCCACCUUUCAUCCCUUUGAUGAAAGUCGCAUGGAAUUGACUCCCGAAGAACGACAGUGGGCUCUGGAAAUCAAGCAAGCCAUCAAGGACACACCCGACUUGGAUCCUCUCAGCGACUUUCGCAUCGCCCAAUUGGCCGUUAUCGAACGUGGCGAUACCGAAGCCGCCCUGGACCGAGCCCUUCAUUUGCAAGGCUUUCGACAAGAAUACGAUAUACUCGACGCCCCUGCCGAUGGUCGCAAGUUUCUUCAACGACUCAUAAAGUUAUUUCCGCGAAUGUUUCUUUCGUUGAGUUUCAAUCCAGACGACGGCGACUACCACCUCGUCUACGAUAUUACUCAAUUCUCGGUACGGUCGAUGAACACUACUCGAGACUACACGAGCUGGCAUGCCGGCGUGUACUAUCUCUGCCAUUGCAUGACGGUGGAUUUCCAAGUCAUGAGACGAGGUGUCCAGGUCCUCACCGAGUGUGAAGGAUACGACUGGACGCGCAAUGUCGAUGCCCGGACCUUUCAACGAGAUUGGCUCGAAUUGGCCAUGUACUAUCCACUCAAAUUCCAAAAAAUACGAAAUCAUCGUGCCGGAGUACUUUUCAAUAUGUUUGUGGCACUGCUCAAACCAAUAGUACCCAAACGACUGUCAGACACAUUUGGCGGCAAUGUGACACAACUGGACGCUCGAUUGGACACCUAUUACCUCGUGCCGACGGUGGAAAUUGCCAAUCAAAGAUUGCUGUCGAGAUUGGAACAGAUCUUGAAACGACGAUACUACUUGGAAAAAUCCUUCUCACUGUCGCCCUCCUCUUGAUCGAGUUGUCAAGUACCAGUAUUCUUUGUCCCUAGCUAGGUCAGGUGUCUGACAUCAAGUGCCCGAUGUAAAUAGCAAAGGUAACCAGCAAUCCAAGCUACGACAUGAAGUAACUGUGCACCUUCAUAAUUCUUCUCUUUAUACAUUAUAUAAACAUUGAGAAUGCCUCUUUGAACAAAGUAUCUCUGUGCACACUCAGUCGUAACCAACAGACCAAAAAGUAGUGCGAUA